Molecule: messenger RNA, 417 nt
Organism: Sphaeroforma arctica JP610
Lineage: Eukaryota; Ichthyosporea; Ichthyophonida
Exons: 1
Coding region: 1-417 (138 amino acids)
Source: RefSeq, a predicted model, not a curated record
AUGACCGCCAACCACUCUGCACCGUACGCAACGGCUACCUCGAUACCCAGCGGUUCCAUCGCUGAGUCAGCCAGCAGCACCGCACCCGACACUCAACCGACCAGUAGCACCGCGCCGCCGAUGCCAGACUACUUGUUCCAACAGCAAGCAGCGAUUGCUUUUGGCAUCGGUUUGCCACAAGCGCCAGAAGACUCCCCACCAAUCCCUACUGGGGCACCAGCGGGUGUGAGCGAGACAGUCCCGCGACUCCCUUUGACCCCCAAAAAAAGGGACGGAGACCGUAGGCACGCAAGGCCUACAGCUCCAACGACCACACCGUCAGGCACCGAUCCACCAGCGGCGACCACGACAGAUUCGCCAACAACAACAACUACUCACGCCUCCAGCGCAUAUCUAAUGCCCUCCCCCCCCGCGUGA